UUCAUAAUAGAUAAUAGAUCUGUUGUAACUAGUCGUGCAAUCUGAUCAUGUUCCUAGGACGUUUCAUGCUGUGAUGUGAAUCCUCCUUACCGGAACUUUAGAGGACGUGUACUUGUGAAUAAGGUCAAGAAUAAAGUUGAAUCAUUUGAGGAAGAAAACCAAAAAGUUCUCUCGAGCCGACGACGGAGCCAGACAAUCGCCUUUGCACCCUGCAACAAUGCGUGCAUGUUCGUUCACAUGGAGAAAUGGAGAGCUAGUCCGAAGCAGCGAUAUAUGCCCACCACCAGCAUCAGUGGAUCACCCUCGGCCCAGGCACGGCAGACAUGGUCAUCAAUGCCUCGGUGGUUACGAUUUCUGUCCAUCGGGUUCAUGAUUCUGUUCGUGUUACCCGAAAAGAUCCAGGCGACAGUGAACAUGAUCAACCAGUGCGGGCGGACUAUCCACUCAGCAGGCGACAUGAUCUUCUCACAGGGCGGGCUCUACUACCCUCCCAACAUCAACUGUACGGUUACCAUAGCAACGCCCAGUGGUGACGGUCGGGUACUCUUACAGCUUCAUGACAGUGAGCUGAUGUCGGAUGAAGACUGCAGCGAUGACUACCUCGAGAUCAGUGACAUCAGAGCAAGGGAUGACGACGGUAACGAUGUCGACUCUCGGAGGAUAUGCGGUACGACGUCCCCCAUGGAAGUGGCGUCACAGGGCUCCUCUCUCCGCAUCCAUCUGGUCUCGGAUGGGGUCGGGAGUGGGCGUGGCUGGUCCGGGGUCUUCACGAAUGUGUUACCAGCAGAUGGUUCCCUGUGCCUAGGUUACAAGAAGUUCCUAUGCAGCAAUGGUCGUUGCAUCCCGGCUGUUCUCAGAUGUGACUCGGUCAAUCACUGUGGUGAUAACUCCGAUGAAACGGUCGGAUGCGAAGACGGCCUACCAUAUUACCUGGGCGACAGGGUGCUGGAGCUAAAUGAGACCAUUUACAUUGGAAUAGCCAUCGCUUUCACCGCCGUAUUCGUCAUCUAUUUCGCCGCUGUCUGCACCCGGGACUCCUGUAAGCAAAUCAAACGCAGGGUUAAGAAAUUAAUGACCCGAGAUCAGGAAGAAGACAGUGAACCGGAAGAAGAAGGAUUGGAAGCAGAGCUCCGGCGAGCGCUGAUGGCUACCUCGUUGUACGACCGACGAGUAAGCCAGCCUUACGAUACCACCCUCAACACCAUCACCGGCGGGGAACUCGCCCGGCAGCUCAAGUUAGAGCUUCGGAAGAUCCAGGAGAACGCGACGGACUCUGAAUACCAUCGGCCAAAGUCCCAGGCCUCAAUGCAAAAGUCGAUCAAUUACAAUUAUGAUAAAAUCAACAGCACCAGUGAAUUAAUUCACCUUAUAGACAGGGAUAAUAAUAAUCAUUCUGAGCAUGGUAAUGAUAAUAUUCACUUCGUUGAUAGCCCUCAAAGCGAGCACAGAGUAUCUUUUGAAUACAUUCCAAGUGUUGUAGUGAGUGAGGACGGAGAUGAAAGCACAACGGCAGUAUUGUACGAUCCAAAUGAAGCACUUUCCAAAGGUGUGCCCAGGAAUUCCGUGCGGGGUUUAUACCAGAAACGGUUAUCCAGGACCAGUGUUUCGUCGAUUCCUGAGGAGGAAAUGCCUUUGAAAUCAGAAGGAGCUCCUACGACUGUUCGAAAUAAGAUAGGAACACCUUCCAGGUUUAAUGUUACAGCGGUUUCCGCAGAACAAUUGCCAUCUAGAUCAGACGGAGCUUCAACAUCUGAUCAAAAUCGGAAUAAAAGUGUUUCCCGUUUUGCAGUUACGACAGUUCCAGAUGAUGGAUUAUCAAAAUCAGGACGGGAUGGUACGUCCGUUCCUGUGAAAUCCACCACACCCAGUAAGCCGAGGUUCAGUGUGUCUAAGGUUCCUGAAACAGAAGUCCAGUUACCGCCCCAAAUUCAAAAGUCGGUCUCGACGCCUACCACAUCUAGAUUCAGUGUAACUUCAAUUGAUGAAAAUGAACUGAAGAGGAAAGAAGCGUCACAGACAAGAAGAGGUAGUGAUAUUCCUGGUAGAGAUAUACCAGCAGACAAAUACCUUCGAGUGCCGUCGCAUCGGAGAAGUUCUGCUGGCGUUGGAAAAACAGUAUCAUCUGUCUCCAAGCAACCAACGAGCCGCUUCAGUGUACAGUCAGUGAAAGACCCUCUUCAGGAUAAACAAAAUGAUCCAAAAGAUAACCGCCUUAAAAAUGACUCGGCAGGACAAACGGUGAUUGACUCUGGUAUAAAAUCAGACGUUGGUGAGAAAUCCGGAAAGCCAGUAAACCCUACCCCUAGUCGUUUCACAGUACAGAAAGUAGAAGAAGAACCACAGGAUACAGUACCAAAGAAACUCGUAAGCAUUUUGAAGAAAUUUGAAACCCUAUCCGACGGCACCCGGUCGUACACCAAACAAUCGUAUCGACCACGCUUUCGAAGGGCUAGCGAGGGUGCAACAUUAGACCGUCCUGAUGACGAUGCGGAUGACCUGCCGACCUCAGCUGUUACCGUCCACGGGUAUACGAGUGUCAAAUUCUGGGAUGAAAAACGGGGGAGAUACUCGCACGCAACUCAUCUAUGACAACAGUGCAUUUCACUUUGAUUAUUUAAUAAUCAAGUUGUUUAAUUCGAUCUUAUUAAGUGAAUUUAGGUGU
Molecule: messenger RNA, 2662 nt
Organism: Strongylocentrotus purpuratus (purple sea urchin)
Lineage: Eukaryota; Metazoa; Echinodermata; Echinoidea; Camarodonta; Strongylocentrotidae
Exons: 5
Coding region: 226-2589 (787 amino acids)
Molecular function (GO): protein binding
Source: RefSeq, a predicted model, not a curated record